This is a messenger RNA of Racocetra persica, 162 nucleotides long. NCBI's taxonomy places the organism in Eukaryota, Fungi, Glomeromycota, Glomeromycetes, Diversisporales, Gigasporaceae. The record is from the annotation of a GenBank genome assembly.
CAAAAAAGAAAAGCAAAAAAGAAGCGAAAACAAAGAAGUAAAAAAAAAGAAAUUGAAAAGAAUAAUAUGCGAAAGCAAAAGCAGCAAAGUGAAGACAACAAAGCAAAAACAACCAAGCAAAAACAGCAAAGCAAAAACAAUAAAACAAAAGCAGCAAAGUGA